AAGUUUGCGCCGCGGCCACCUGCUGGUCUCGUUCCUCCCAGGCCGGUCCGCAGGGUCGGGUCAUUCUGCCGGGUGGGUCCCAGCUCCGUGCAGGGCCCCCGCGGCUGCCUCCCACACCCCCGCUGCGCCACACUGAACCCCGGACUAGCCCCUCGGAGUGCUGCUGCGACCGAGCACAGUGGGUUCGCAGUGUCCGAGCCAAAGGAACACAAGUCCUGUUCGAAGACAACGUUUUUGCUUUUAUUCGUGACAAGUAAAGGAGGCAGGGGGCUCAUUCCCGAAGCUGUUCCUUGUAUACUAUUUUGUUAAUUACAUGUUGCUGUCGUCUUUGCAGUUGGUUAAACUUACCCCGUUGGGGUUCAGGUCAAACCCCUCUGCAAGAUCCUGUGCGCGGUUCUAGCAUAAAGUAGAAAAGCAUAGUAGGAUCCGCCCCGCCCUUGAGACACUUGUCCUCCCCAACACUCCCCUGUGACCCAAACCAGGAGGGGCUCCUUCUUCCAGCUCCUGGCACGGGCCUGCACUUGAUCCACUCUCUCCAUUCCUGGGGUCACCUCCCUGGUUGGGUGACCGUCACCUUCGAUGUGGAAUAGCACAGAAGGCGGUGUGGCCUCCAUGGUCACUGGUGUGGUCUUCAAAAACUGGGACUUGGACCGGGGCAAACCUCUGCUUCAGACCGCCUGGGCCUCCCUGACGCCCUCUAGCCUCACUGGCCUGCAGCUCUGGAUGUCGCCCUGGGGCCCCUCGCCAGGUUCCAGCCCAGGCGGUCCCUCCAAGGGCACUUCCCUGACCACCUGCUGAAGUCCCUCCCCCUCUCCCGCCACUGGGGUCUGCACACGCUCUGUAGUUAUGUCCAUCUUACAAGUGCCCGGCCUCUGGGCAGACCGAGGGCACUGGGGGCAGAGACCGUGCACACGGCUCUCCAGGGAGCACUCACAUGUGGCGGUCGGUCAAUGAACGAGUUGAUAAGUGCGAUGCCGGCAGCCCCUCUGUUCAGGACGCCUUGAACCCAAGGUGCCCUUGGAGCCCUGUUGUACUGCUGCAGCUUCUCUCCCUGACGCAUGGGUCCUGUCCUCCCCUCCACCCGGCAAACACCUCCCCGGUGCUCACGGUGGCCUUCCCCCCCGCUUGGCGGGCGCCGGGGGCUCUCCUUCCUCUUCUCAGGGCUGGGCCACGUGGGUGCCCAGGAAGCGUCCCAGGGGAUGCCCAGAGGGACCCGGGAGGGUCAGGGACCCUGCGGGGACUCCGCGCCACCUCUUUGCCCGGAUGCCUCACUUAGCUCUUUCUGGAGUUGAGACUCUGUUUUCUUUCCAGUUUUCAAAUUUGCUGGGGACGGUGUAUCGGCGUGGCAACUUGAACUUUACGUGCGAUGGAAAUUCAGUCAUCAGCCCCGUGGGAAAUAGAAUCACUGUGUUCGACCUUAAAAACAACAAGUCCAACACUCUGCCCCUGGCCACUCGGUACAACGUCAAGUGUGUGGGGCUGUCCCCGGACGGCCGCCUCGCCAUCAUCGUCGAUGAAGGGGGCGAGGCGCUGCUGGUCAGCCUGGUGUGCCGGUCCGUGCUCCACCGCUUCCACUUCAAGGGCUCCGUGCACAGCGUCUGCUUCUCCCCUGAUGGCAGGAAGUUUGUUGUCACGAAGGGCAACAUCGCUCAGAUGUACCACGCCCCUGGGAGGAAGCGAGAGUUCAACGCUUUCGUCCUGGACAAAACCUACUUUGGACCCUAUGAUGAGACCACGUGCAUUGACUGGACAGAUGACUCCCGGUGCUUUGCAGUGGGAAGCAAAGACAUGUCCACGUGGGUGUUUGGGGCCGAGCGCUGGGACAACCUCAUCUACUACGCACUAGGGGGACACAAGGACGCCGUGGUGGCCUGCUUCUUUGAAUCCAGCAGCCUAGAUUUAUACACGCUCAGCCAGGACGGGGCCCUGUGUGUGUGGCAGUGUGACACCCCUCCGGAGGGCCUGAGGCUGAAACCCCCCAGGGGCUGGAAGGCAGACCUGCUGCGGAGGGAGGAGGAGGGGGACGAGGACGAGGAGGACGGGGCGCAGGAGACCACCAUCCGAGGGGAAGCCGUGCCGGCCACGGAAGACCAGCAGGGCAAAGUGAAGUACUCUCGGCUGGCCAAGUACUUUUUCAAUAAAGAAGGAGAUUUUAACAACUUGACAGCUGCGGCGUAUCACAAGAAGACCCACCUCUUGGUCACUGGUUUUGCUUCUGGAAUCUUCCACCUCCACGAGCUCCCGGAGUUCAGCCUCAUCCACUCCCUGAGCAUCUCAGAUCAGAGGGUCGAGUCCGUCGCCAUCAACAGCUCCGGGGACUGGAUCGCUUUGGGCUGCUCAGGCCUGGGCCAGCUGCUGGUGUGGGAGUGGCAGAGUGAGUCCUACGUGCUCAAGCAGCAGGGGCACUCCAACAGCAUGGUGUCCCUGGCCUACUCCCCCGAUGGGCAGUACAUCGUGACCGGCGGGGACGACGGCAAGGUCAAGGUGUGGAAUACCCUCAGUGGCUUCUGCUUCAUCACUUUUACGGAGCACUCGAGCGGGGUCACCGGUGUGACCUUCACCACCACCGGCUACGUCAUCGUGACCUCUUCCAUGGAUGGGACCGUGCGGGCCUUUGACCUUCACAGGUACCGGAACUUCCGCACCUUCACGUCCCCACGGCCCACCCAGUUCUCCUGCGUGGCAGUGGACUCGAGUGGGGAGAUCGUUUCUGCCGGGGCCCAGGACUCCUUCGAGAUCUUCAUCUGGUCCAUGCAGACGGGCCGGCUGCUGGAGGUCUUGUCCGGUCACGAGGGUCCCAUCAGCGGUCUGUGCUUUAGCCCGACGAAGUCGGUCCUGGCCAGCGCCUCCUGGGACCGGACGGUACGUCUGUGGGACAUGGUGGACAGCUGGAGAACCACAGAGACGCUGACCCUGACCUCCGACGCUCUGGCUGUGACCUUCCGCCCCGACGGUGCAGAGCUGGCUGUGGCCACCCUAAACUCGCAGAUCACCUUCUGGGACCCUGAGAACGCCGUGCAGACGGGCUCCAUCGAGGGCAGGCACGACCUCAAGACGGGCAGGAGGGAGCUGGACAAGAUCACCGCCAAGCACUCGGCCAAGGGGAAGGCCUUCACCACUCUGUGCUACUCCGCGGAUGGCGAGAGCGUCCUGGCAGGAGGGAUGUCCAAGUUCGUGUGCAUCUACCACGUCAAGGAGCAGGUCCUGAGGAAGAAGUUUGAGAUCUCCUGCAACCUGUCGCUGGACGCCAUGGAGGAAUUUUUGAACCGAAAGAAAAUGACAGAGUUUGGCAACCUGGCGUUAAUUGAUCAAGACGCCGCGGAGGAGAGCGGAGUCGCCAUUCCGUUGCCAGGGGUCAAGAAAGGUGACAUGAGUUCUCGUCACUUCAAACCUGAAAUCAGGGUGACUUCACUCCGCUUCUCUCCCACGGGGCGCUGCUGGGCGGCCACCACCACCGAGGGGCUCCUCAUCUACUCUCUGGAUGCCCAGCUGCUCUUCGACCCGUUCGAGCUGGACACCAGCGUCACCCCUGGGCGGGUCCGGGCGGCGCUGCGGCAGCGGGACUUCACCAGGGCCGUCCUCAUGGCCUUUCGCCUCAACGAGAGGGAGCUGCUGCAGGAGGCCCUGGAGUCCGUGCCCUGGGACGAGAUUGAAGUUAUCAGCUCCUCCCUCCCUGAGCUGUACGUGGAGAAAGUGCUUGAAUUUUUGGCCUCGUCCUUUGAAGUGUCUCGCCAUCUGGAAUUCUACCUUAUCUGGACCCAGAAAUUGCUUCUGGCACACGGACAGAAGCUGAAGUCCAGAGCGGGGACGCUGCUGCCGGUCGUCCAGUUCCUGCAGAAGGGCAUCCAGCGGCACCUGGACGACAUCUCCAAACUCUGUGACUGGAACCGCUACAACAUUCAGUAUGCGCUGGCAGUAUCCAGGCAGCGGGGCGUGAAGCGCCCCUCAGAACCGCUGGGAAGCGAGGAGGAGGCAGACGCAUCCGACCAGGACAGUCUGCAGCUGUUUGGGGCGGGCCCCGGGGAUGGGGACAGGCUGCAGGUGUAGAGCCGGCUGCACUGCAGCCCCAUCGUCUCGGUGAAGACCCUGGAAGAGAUGGAAGCACAGCUGCCUGGGCCCGGAAGUGAGCGGAGGGCGGUCUGGAGCUCUGUGGGACCACUGUCACCAAGGACUCGCUCCUCCUCUGAGAACCAAACUCGGCGGCGGCGGCCGCGGCAUGGAAGGGCGAGCCGACUACGGGUGUGAGAUUAAAAAAAGACCGCGCGUCGGCUGUUAUACUUGAUCUUAGCUGAAAGGCCGAGAAGCAAUGAGCGUCUACUAUUGAGAACACCUUUCGAAGAGGCAAAUGGGUUCAUGUUUAUAGACUCAAACUCUAUACAAAAGUUAUUUAUAUUUUUAAUAUAAAAUUUUGAUGAUAAACUUAGAGAUGAAAGGGAUGAGGUUUUCUAACGGG
This is a messenger RNA of Pteropus alecto (black flying fox), 4453 nucleotides long. RefSeq names its product PWP2, small subunit processome component (gene PWP2). Bases 1264 to 4047 code for a protein of 927 amino acids. NCBI's taxonomy places the organism in Eukaryota, Metazoa, Chordata, Mammalia, Chiroptera, Pteropodidae. Gene Ontology annotation, cellular component: Pwp2p-containing subcomplex of 90S preribosome; small-subunit processome. The record is from RefSeq and is a predicted model, not a curated record. Gene Ontology annotation, biological process: maturation of SSU-rRNA from tricistronic rRNA transcript (SSU-rRNA, 5.8S rRNA, LSU-rRNA); ribosomal small subunit assembly. The transcript is spliced from 20 exons. Gene Ontology annotation, molecular function: protein binding.